AUGCACAGGAACCGCUUACAUCAGCUGGAAGGACAGAGAGGCGCGUCUGGAGAACUCUCUUCGGAUAAGAUUCAGUACCUUCUCAACGCGGCGCCUUUGCUCCGAGAGUAUGAGACGGAGACGAAGAGAGUAAAGGAACUCCAAGAGAACGAGAGAAAGAAAGAAGAGGAAGAAUCAUCGAAGAAGCCGCCCCAGAGAAAGUACGGCAACAUCAAAGAUUUUGUCACCGUACAGACUGCGGACAAGGGUACCUCCGGACUCGGCACACUGAAUCUCAAGUACGUCGUCGCCACGGCCGAUCCCUUGUCUCCUCAAUACGCAGCAGCUCACUCGGCCCUCACGGACAUACUCAUAAGGAAAGGCGAGUACAAACAAGAUAUACACACGUGCCCCGACUGCGAGGUCACGCUCUUAUCAAUCCCCCACGAGGGAUCCAUGGUGUGCCCCGAGUGCGGCUUGUCCGAGACCGUCCUGGGAUUUUCCAGGGAGAACCUAACUUACGAACAAGAGAUCACGUGCAACGUGACACCCUCCUUCAGCUACAAAAGGGCGGUGCAUCUCAUCGAGUGGCUCAACCAAAUCCUGGGCAAAGAGACCACGGUCAUCCCCCAGGACGUGAUCGACAAAGUGAAGGCCGAAUUCCGAAAGGCGCGCAUAACGUCUGUCGACGAGAUCAACCCACAGAGAGUGCGGGGCUACCUGAAGAAGCUGAAUCUCUCCAAGUUCUAUGAGCAUUCAGUGUCGAUCUGCCAGUCCCUAGGGGUGUCGCCACCACGAUUGAGCCCGGAGACCGAGGAGAAGAUCAUAGUCAUGUUCUCGGCGGUGCAAGAGCCGUUUCAAAAGUACGCGCCGGAGGGGAGAUCCGUUGAUAUGAAGAACGUGGUGUCUCCAAAGUGCUUCUGUGGAAAGAGCCAGCCGCAGUACGGGCUCAAGGGUGGCAGAGCGACCCAUUGCAGCAAGUGCAGAUCCGAUAACAUGAUAGACGUGAAGAGCCAAAAGUGCGAGAAGGUCUCUCGGAAUCUCAAGGUCAAAGAGCAGCACUUCGCUGACGCUAUCAAAGCGGCAGACAUUCUCCCCGAGCACGCGGACAUAACAUUCGACAAGAGGGUCCAAGGAGGUUGCUCGGCGAGGAGACCCGACGUUUUCGUCGACAUGUACACUCAUACCGUGCACUUAGAGAACGACGAGGAUCAGCACCGGAACUCCGCGUGCGAGAACAAAAGGCUCAUGGAGCUGUUCCAGGACGCCGGCAACCGGCCCCAGGUCCAGCUGCGAUUCAACCCAGACGGCUUCACGUCGGCUGGAGGAAGGAAGGUUCCCAGCUGUUUUCAAUACAACAAGUUAGGCGUGCCGGUGAUCAGAGACAAGAGCAUGUGGGAGAAUCGCAACCGCGCAUACAUCGAGCGCCUCCGUCACCACCUCACCCACGUGCCGGAGCGCGAGGUGACAGUCGAGCACAUGUUCUACGACGGCUACGACUGGGAAAGUGAAGUUCCGAGCCAGCAAGUAGGACAGAAGCGGAAGCGGGCGUAA
This is a messenger RNA of Klebsormidium nitens, 1533 nucleotides long. The record is from the annotation of a GenBank genome assembly. NCBI's taxonomy places the organism in Eukaryota, Viridiplantae, Streptophyta, Klebsormidiophyceae, Klebsormidiales, Klebsormidiaceae.